Eufriesea mexicana is the source of this 510-nucleotide messenger RNA. RefSeq names its product CTD nuclear envelope phosphatase 1 regulatory subunit 2 (gene Cnep1r2). The transcript is spliced from 4 exons. The record is from RefSeq and is a predicted model, not a curated record. NCBI's taxonomy places the organism in Eukaryota, Metazoa, Arthropoda, Insecta, Hymenoptera, Apidae. The coding region runs from base 66 to 455 and encodes 129 amino acids. Gene Ontology annotation, cellular component: Nem1-Spo7 phosphatase complex; cytoplasm.
UGAUCUUGUAGCCGGAAUUAUUUGUAACUUAUUUGAAUUAAAUGCUUAUUAGAAAGAAGUAAAAAAUGUCUUUAGAUCAAACAGUGUGUGAAGAUCUAAAAGCUUUUGAAAGACGACUUACUGAAGUAAUUGCUAGUUUACAGCCAGCUACUUUACGAUGGAGAAUGUUGUUAGGUUUCAUUUCUGUGUGUACUGCUGUUGGUGCAUGGCAUUGGUUGACAGAUCCAAAUACACCAGCUGUCUCAUUUACUCAAAGCCUAUGUAAUCAUCCAUUCUUUGCAAUUGCUAGUAUUAUUUUAGUUAUAUUAUUUAUGAUGGGAGUCCAUAGACGUGUAAUAGCACCAAGUAUUAUAACUCAAAGAGCUAGAAGUGUUCUUGGAAAUUUUAAUAUGAGUUGUGAUGAUACUGGAAAGCUCAUUCUUAAACCAACAAGAUCACGACAUCAUGAAACAUAAAAAAAGAAAAAGACAGACUUUAUGUUAAUUUUUGAAGUGUUCAUUAAUACCUGAA